This is a messenger RNA of Chenopodium quinoa (quinoa), 1367 nucleotides long. Its product is annotated as protein SRG1-like. The transcript has 2 exons. Bases 129 to 704 code for a protein of 191 amino acids. Lineage: Eukaryota; Viridiplantae; Streptophyta; Magnoliopsida; Caryophyllales; Amaranthaceae. The record is from RefSeq and is a predicted model, not a curated record.
UAUGUAAUCAAUAGGAAUAACAAUUGUAUUAUACCCCUUGGUUGGGAAAAUAAUUAUAUUAUCAAUAUUGGACGUAUGCUGAUAACUAAAACAUUUAGUUAGAGUGAAAUUAGUUGAAGGUGUAAUGGAUGAAUCAAGAAAAAAAAGAUGUAAUAUCAAGGUUAGAGCAGGAAAUAGCAAAGAAAGGGGAGGAAGUCCCACAAAAAUACAUGAUUAAAAAUGAUGUAAUAUCUCCAGCCAUUGAUGCCUCUGCCAAUUUAUGGGAAGAAACUUUGUUGAUCGAUUUCAAUCUCAUUUCCUCUGGUUCUUCAUCUGCUCAUCAACAUGAACUUUCCAAGCUUCAUUCUGCUCUCGAAAAUUGGGGUUGUUUUCAGGUUAUAAACCAUGGUAUGACAAGUUUAUUUCUGGACGAAUUGCUUGAUGUUACUAGGCAGUUUUUUGCACUUCCUUUAGAGGAAAAACUAAAAUCGGCAAUGGAAGAAGAUAUUUUUAACGGAUAUGGAAACCCGGCUAUUGUGCUUGCUGGAGAUAAGCCUAUCAACCGGAAUGAUAGACUCUUUCUUACAGUUUAUCCCGAGGAUCAACGAAACCUCAAAUUUUGGCCUCAGAAGCCGUCUAGAUUCAGGUACAUCAGCCAAUCGAUUAGGCUAUUUAAUCUUCGCGCCAUUAUUAUUGAUCUAAUUUUUUUAAAUAAUGAAAACUAAUUUUCCUAAUUUUUGCAAUUUUCUUUUUUCAAGAUUAAGAACAAAGAUUAAAUGUUUGACAUUGUCACAACUCACAAGACAUACAUCAUUAUUCAUUACUAUGUUUGACCAGUGAGAACUUCAUAUAUAUAUACAUAUAUAUAAUGAGUACUAACAUAUAGUGUUAUCUGUGAUAAAUUAUUGAGGACUCAGUGAAAUUUUACAAGAAUUUUCCCUAAAUUUGAGAAUGAUGUUAGAAGUCAUCCUUAAAGCCAUGGCGCGAUCUCUGGAAUUAAGAGAGGACAGCUUUUUUAAAGAACAUGGUGAACGUGGACUCAUAGAGACAAGAUUUGGAUACUAUCCACCUUGUUCGCGGCCUGAUAAAGUUUAUGGUGUUCGUCCUCAUUCUGAUAGAUCCUCUAUUACAAUGCUUCUGCCAGACAAAAAUGUGCCGGAGAGCCUGCAUAUCCUGAAAGAUGAUAAGUGGUUCAAUUGAUUAGCACUAAUCAACCAGAACUGUAUAAGAAGACGAGCAUGAAAAUUUACAAAGAACUGUUCCUUGAGACCUUUCCUCAGGACAUAAGGGUGCUUGAUGUUCUCAAAAUUAAGCACUAGUAUCAUUCAAGACGAACUUUAACAUCAUAUCUUACAAGCUGUUUCAAGAAAUGUAAUAAGUUUCAGCUC